Messenger RNA from Ictalurus furcatus (blue catfish), 2573 nucleotides. RefSeq names its product XK-related protein 8-like. Gene Ontology annotation, biological process: engulfment of apoptotic cell; apoptotic process involved in development; phosphatidylserine exposure on apoptotic cell surface. NCBI's taxonomy places the organism in Eukaryota, Metazoa, Chordata, Actinopteri, Siluriformes, Ictaluridae. The transcript is spliced from 4 exons. The record is from RefSeq and is a predicted model, not a curated record. Gene Ontology annotation, cellular component: plasma membrane. Bases 155 to 1567 code for a protein of 470 amino acids.
CAGAUAAGAAAAAACACCCGAACAACCUGUCGUGUGCCUGUCAACCGGUGCCCCGAAGGGUUGUUUGGGACGUGUUUGCACCGGUUUAAAAGACUGUAUAAAACGAUCUGCUUUCACUGUAUGCAUCUAGGAAGCCUGUGUGUGAGCUGCACUCAUGGAGAAAAGCAGUUGUUGUUCUUACCUGGACAUCUUUUCUUUGCUGUCUCCACUCAUUUUCAUUUUUGAUGUGGUGGGGGACCUGUGGACCAUAGUGUCCCUCUAUGAAGAAGAGAAAUACAUCCCCAUGGGAUUGAUGGUAUUUAUUCUGCUCGCCUCCUCGGUUCUCCUGCAGAUCUUCAGCUGGCUUUGGUACACUGAUGACCCUGAGACCAGAGUAGAGUGUUUCGUCAAGGAGCACAAGUUACUCCCCGUGGUGCACAUCUUGCAGCUUGGGGUCUUCCUCAGGUUUGUGGUUUAUCUUAGAUAUGGCUAUGCUAAAUUACCCCUAGGCAACACCACGACCACUGAGGAUGAUAAUGAUGAUGAUGAUGAUGAUUUUUAUUAUUAUCGUGUAGUAUUAUUGUGUAGAAUUUUAGCUGUGGUGGAUGUCUCAAUCUACAACUCGAAACACAAGACGAAGCUCACCCUGGACUCGAUCGAUGACUUCAGCAUGCUGAAGAUGUUCGAGAUGUUCACCGAAAGUGUUCCACAGAUCGUCCUGAUGACGGUUCUCAUUAUGCAGACGCCAGAGCUGCACCUCUUCACAGUUGUUAAAAUCAUCGGCUCUCUUAGCUGCAUGGCAUUCUCCAUGUUGUCCUUUCAUCGCAAUAUGCGUGAGCAUGUCUCCAAGGAGCUUAAGAUAGGAUGCUUUUCUUCACCUACUGUCCUCUACUUCCUGUGGAACCUGUUCCUGAUUGGCCCACGUGUGGUGUGUGUGUCCCUCUUCGCCUCCGUCCUGCCCUGCUACAUCGCCGCACACUUCCUGUCCCUGUGGACGCUGCUGGUCCUCUGGGCCUGGUGGCAGAAGACGGACUACAUGGGCACUAAAGCUGGAGAAUGGCUGUACCGGGCCACCGUAGCCCUCAUCUGGUACUUCAGCUGGUUUAAUGUAGCGGAAGGAAAUACGAAACUCAGAGGAAUCAUCUACCACAUGGUUAUAGGGGUGGACACGAUGCUCCUGUUAGGAUUAUGGUGGUGGAGGAGAUCUGUGGAAUCAGCUCGUCUUGGUCCACUACCUAUUAAUCCCUACCUACUUAUUGUCAUGUUAAUCAUCAUCUACAUUAUAGGAGUCCUACUGAAACUGGUUUAUUACUGGAAGUUUAAUCCAGAUCAAGGUUUACCGUUAGACAAGAAAACAGAGAAGUCAUUAGUUUUCCUAGCAGACGUACAUCAUACUGAGACAUGUAUUGAAGUGAUCAAUUCUGAAGGUAUGAGAGUAGUCACUGAGAUAUCUAAACCCAUAACUGUACCUGAAUAUGACAGAAGUCUAGUUCUGCCCCAAAGUACUGGUGUCCAAGAGAGAAGAAGAAAAAUGGUUGAUAAUUUCUAUUGCUACGAGUCUAGAACUAGACGUAUACCAGACAUUUAGGGUGUGUUAGACCUUUUGGUUUUUCCCUGUCUUUUUUUCCCCAUCCCAAAGAUUACCCUUCUUUUGUGCUCCUACAGAUCGUGUACAUCAUAAACAGCAAUCGCAAUAAAACACAAACUCAAGGUGAACCAGUCAAAAUAGUAUAUAAAAAAAAUAAUCCCACAACAAGUGCUAUUACAGUUAUCAGAAAACGUUUUUUUUUUUCUUAUUGUAUCCUAACCUCUCUACAAGCUGGCUGCUUUUCUGGACUGACAGAUUUUUUAAAAAAUAUCUUCACAAAUCCAUUAUUAUUUUUUGGGAGGAAAUAUCUUUUUGGGAAGCAAGGCUCAACUUUACUGAGUUUAUGAACAUGCUUACACACAAGAACCGAGAACAUGUUGUUAAUGUAUAACUUCGCAUAUCUCCUAGCGUCAAGUGUCACGGAAAUUUUACAGUGUGUGCUCGAUGUUUUAUUUCUUUCUUUGUUUGUUUAAAGCAAACAGUCCCGAUUUAACACUUUCUACGCAGCCUCUAUAUAUAUAUCCGUGGAAGCGAAUUUGUGCCGGGCAGGAAGAAGAAGAAGAAAAAAGAUUGCAUAAUGAAAUGUUGAAUUAUUAUCUCGAAAACUCCGUGUAAGACUUUUUGCAUGGUGUUGUUUUAUACCCGUCUGUCUAUUUUUCUUACGACUGUUGGUGGUGCUGUUGCGUUUGGUUCCACAAACAUCCAAAAAUCUGAUGUGGGUGCCAAAAAAAAUUGAACCUUAUCGUGACGUUUGAAAGAGAGCUGAACGUGUCCCUCUGUGUCGGAUUCAUGGACAGAACGCACCUUGAAGCAAGACCACAUCAGCUGUUUGUUAUGCAGCAGGUCAACAUACACACGAUGCCCUGAGUGCCGGAGUCUCAUGUCAGCGACGUGCUCGAUCACGACACAAUCAGCUCAGACCACGGGGACACUCAUGAGACAAGAUGAGACGUCAGCUGAUCCUGCUAAACAGAGUUUCACACUGAGAACUCCACUUCCUAUUGUG